Triticum aestivum (bread wheat) is the source of this 1406-nucleotide messenger RNA. Its product is annotated as NAC domain-containing protein 90. Lineage: Eukaryota; Viridiplantae; Streptophyta; Magnoliopsida; Poales; Poaceae. The record is from RefSeq and is a predicted model, not a curated record. Gene Ontology annotation, biological process: regulation of DNA-templated transcription. The coding region runs from base 32 to 1192 and encodes 386 amino acids. Gene Ontology annotation, molecular function: DNA binding. The transcript has 2 exons.
GCGCCCCCACUCCCACCACACCACGCCAGCCAUGAGAAAUUUCGCCGCCCCAGCAAGCAGCUCAGCGUCGUCGCCCGGUGUCAACCAUGACAUGAUCCACCUCCCGCGCGUGCGUCCCCAUAUAUACAUGCGAGAGCGCACGCGCUCACACCUCCCCUCACCAACCCACAAAUCCCGAGUCCCAACUCAACUAGUUUGGCGAUCAGCUCCCAGUCGAUCAAGCAGCUGUCUAGGGAUCUCACCGGCGGCUUUAGUCGUUAUUAGGGCCUUCUUCGUAAACUUACCCGCCGACAAGGCCGAGACUGGCCGUGGCCGGCCGGCUACAUAUAUACGCCGGAGACUGUCAUGGCUGACGGGCUGCCUCCGGGGUACCGUUUCUACCCGACGGAGGAGGAGCUUAUAUGCUUCUACCUGCGCAACAAGCUCGACGGCAGCCGCGGCGACAUCGAGCGCGUCAUCCCCGUCGUCGACGUCUACUCCGUCGACCCCUUGCAGCUCUCAGGUAGAACCAUCGAUCAUAUACGGAUUCCUACGUACGUACAGUGCGUUGCGUCAUCCUGCCUCUCACCUGCGCACAUACGCAGAGAUCCACGAGAGGCUGUGCGGCGGCGAGGGGGAGCCGUGGUUCUACUUCUGCGCGCGGCAGGAGCGGGAGGCGCGGGGCGGGCGGCCCAGCCGCACCACGCCGUCGGGGUACUGGAAGGCGGCGGGCACGCCCGGGGUCGUCUACUCCGCCGACCGCCGGCCCAUCGGGCUGAGGAAGACCAUGGUGUUCUACCGCGGCCGCGCGCCGUCCGGGACCAAGACCAAGUGGAAAAUGAACGAGUACAGGGCAUUCCAGCACGAGCACCACGACGACGGCGCCGGCGCACCCACGGCAACCGGGGGUCCCCACGCCGCUGCGCCACCGGUACCGAACCUCCCUCCGCAGCUGAGAAGCGAGUUCAGCUUGUGUCGACUUUACACCAAAUCGGGGACACUGCGGCAGUUCGAUCGACGGCCGGUUGCAGCUGCUGCACGCGGUGACAUUCCUGGGCCAUCCACGGCAGCCACUGCGUCGCCCGGCGACGGUGACGGCUCCGGUGGAUCCAUGCAGCCGCUUGAGGAGGAGCUGAUGGAGGGAGCUGACGGUGAUCCAUACGGAGACGAUAUUGCCACAUUGGCUGCUCUUCUCUACUCGCCUACGGACUAGAUUAUGCAUUCGUUUCGCAGAUCGAAUCUUGAGUAGUUUCGUCUCCAUUGAUAGAUUAUGCUCUAUCUAAAUCUGUAAAACAUAAAAUUCUGGACAAAAAAUGGUCUAUGAAUUUGAGCACUAGCUAGUUUGUACUGUGAAACUGUAACAGGGAAAAGGGGGAGAAGGGAAGUGACUAUUUCUUAGUCGAUUUAUUUGAAAUAACCAUUUACCA